Molecule: messenger RNA, 2491 nt
Organism: Cryptococcus deneoformans JEC21
Lineage: Eukaryota; Fungi; Basidiomycota; Tremellomycetes; Tremellales; Cryptococcaceae
Product: expressed protein
Exons: 15
Coding region: 175-2382 (735 amino acids)
Biological process (GO): DNA-templated transcription; regulation of DNA-templated transcription
Molecular function (GO): DNA binding; zinc ion binding; DNA-binding transcription factor activity, RNA polymerase II-specific
Source: RefSeq, a predicted model, not a curated record
GCACACAACAGUCUCCUGAUGGCUCCUUUCGAGAGUUAGUAACUGCUCUCAUCGAUCAUCAACACAAUCCGCCCAGUGACAAUAAAAAAAACAAUUAAUUCCGCUUCAGACGUUGACAACAACUGCAGAGUCACAUCAAUCAAGCACCUCGGUACCUGUGAUCCUCAUAGGAUUAUGCCCGAGCAUGCUCCUUUGUCAAUGUCUGGUCAAUCUGACUCAAUUGCCUCUUCUCAACAAGAGCGAUCUCGGGCUUUUGAGCCAAGUGAUUUAGCUACUGCAAACGACGAGGCUCCAUUACGCCUCAACCCGGGAUUCACGCAACGUACCACUGUCUUGGAAAUACUGAAUGCAAGACAGCCACCUAGCUGUGAUGCUUGCAGGACGCGGAAGCUAGGGUGUUCAGGAAGGCCUUCAUCUAUAGAAAUUACGACAGAAGGCUUAGCGGCCUCUCCCUGUAACCACUGUCGCGAAUGGAAUCUGGAAUGUUCGUACACAUACAAGCGCAAACGCAGGGGACGUAAGAACAAGGCAGUUGAACAGUUAGCCGUCCAGCAGAAAGCAAGGAAGCUAUCCCAAGCUACGAGGCCCUCUGCGACAACACAAUUGGACGAUCAAGCAGGGGAUGCCAGAGAUCAUGCAGAAUCCUCGAGCGUUGGCUAUCCAAUAGAUCAUAAUUUAUCUACACAAUACAAUUCAGUUUCUGUCGUAGGGCCCAGUAGUAAUAUCGGCACCUGCCAUCAACGACCACCCAAUCUGCCAUCUCAUGUUCAGGCGAGAGCUGAUCGUCCCAUCCCUUGGUAUUCACAUCCUAGCGUUCCCAGCCAAUCUGCAAUACUUGGGGAUAUAGGUCUCAAUAGAAGUACACUUACUUCUGACGACCGAGGUACAAACUCUCACAUUCAGCAGCCAGCCGUCCACUUGUCUAUUGAUCACCAUGAGAACAUUGCAGAGGCCCAUAUUACUCCUCCAGAUGUUGGUGCUUCUCCAUACCAUGGUGUAUCACCUUCGACUACCCUCUCUAACGUUUCGCUACCGAUAUCCACAAAUAUCGAGUCAGUUUUGCCUCGACACUUGGCUUUGCAUAUCAUCAGUUUGUACUUUGAACAUGUAUACUGCAUCAUCCCCGUCAUCCAUUACCCAUCCUUCGAAAAGGAUCUUUCCGCUUAUGAAGAGCUGAGAAGGCCCACAUUUUUCGCGUUGAUCAUGUCAAUCAUUGCAGCUACCCUUAUUCACCUGCCAAAAUCAUACUUCCCAAUUCCAGCGCACAAGGUGCGGUCCUUAUCAGAUCGGUGCCUCAAGGCUUGCUGCGCUGUGACGAAGAGCGAAAUGGACAACUGCGACGUCGACCUAAUCUGCAUAAAGUACUUUCUAUUUGUCGUGCAUAAUAAACAUGGCAAUAUCGGUCUUGAAGCUUCGACAUUUGGAGAGGCACAAUACCUUGCUGUCACUAUGGGACUGCAUCGUGAAGAUACGUACUGUGAUUUGGAUCCCAUUAAUGCGGAGCGCGGACGACGAGUGUGGUUUUUGAUAUACAACGCAGAUAAGUUUGAAGCCGUGUCAAGGCAAAAACCCGUGCUGUUGCGUGUGGAUGAGUUUAUGGGGCCAGAAUCGACGGAAUUUCCAGCCGAGGUAGAUGACGAGUCCAUUACUUCGGAAGGUAUCCUUCCUAGUCGUACACCUGCGCCUCUGAUAGCAGGGUUCAAUACGCUUACACGUAUAGUCACUGUGCUUGGGGACAUAUUAAUAUCAGAGAGAGACCUCCGCCGCCAACAGAUCACAGAUCCGGAGAACCUUCUUUCGGCAUUGAGAGAGAUGCGCAAACUAGGGCAAAGGAUUCGUUACAUCUCGGACACCCUCCCCAGGCCCUUUCAACUUGAAGCGGACCAGGGAAACUCACUACCCGAACCUGGAUGGGAAGACGCAGUCAGAGGCGAGCUUGAUAUGUUUUUUUCGGACCCAUUGCCUCCAGAGACAGCGAAGGAUGGCUAUCUGGUGCUCAAAGGAAACAUACACGUGACUCUAGCGAUGACAAGGCUGCGUUUGAUCCUUCUUAGAGAAAACCUGCUAAACUGCAGUGGGCAACCGGGCACAUCCAGUAGGAAUGCGGCGGAGCUGGUAGCCGCUGAUAUAGGCGAAAACACAGUGAAUUGGAGGCAAUCCGUGUAUCAAGAUCUAUAUAAUGUUGUUCAUUGUCUUCCUAUCCGGGCACUGGCGGCAAAUGGACCAUCCCUUGUUACAAAGAUCCGAGUUGUGGCGGUCACCCUGUUGGAUACCUUACAGGCGCAGGAUGAAGCGAUAGAUCCAAACAUACAGGGAAUGACGACAUAUUUAUUAAGUUUUUUAGACAUUAUGUCUUCCAUUGAAAGCCAGUUUGCAGAUUGAAGGCAUUUUAUCCAUUAAAUAUUGCUUGAUUAUAGUGUUAUUUAUUUCCUAUUUGUACGGGAGCGUAAUUGUUGUAGCUAUUUGUUUGCCGUUCCCUGCGAUGCUAUUG